Messenger RNA from Brachypodium distachyon (stiff brome), 690 nucleotides. RefSeq names its product ethylene-responsive transcription factor 13-like. Gene Ontology annotation, biological process: regulation of DNA-templated transcription; ethylene-activated signaling pathway. The record is from RefSeq and is a predicted model, not a curated record. The coding region runs from base 1 to 690 and encodes 229 amino acids. NCBI's taxonomy places the organism in Eukaryota, Viridiplantae, Streptophyta, Magnoliopsida, Poales, Poaceae. The transcript is spliced from 2 exons. Gene Ontology annotation, molecular function: DNA binding; DNA-binding transcription factor activity.
AUGGCUAGCUCUUCCGGAAAGGGCGAGGAGUUGACGGCGACGGCGGCGGCGGCAAAGGAGGAGACAACGCACGUGACAGCCUCGGCGUCGCCCGCGCCGCUGGCGGUAGCACGUGGUUACCGCGGCGUGCGCACGCGGCCGGGGAGACGAAAGUUUGUGGCGGAGAUCACCCGCAAUAAAAGGCGCUUCUACCUGGGGUCGUUCGAUACGCCUGAAGAGGCAGCGCGGGCCUACGACAGUGCCUGCUUCGACUUCCAAGGCAAGUCCUCUCCCCGGCUUAACUUCCCUCAUGAGGCCGCCGCGCUGGCACAGCGGCGGAUGAGCUACGAGAAGGAGAUGAAAGAGCCCGCAUCGUUGACCAUGGAGGGGUCGGAGCGGCUCAACCACCUCCCCUAUGCACAACAAAUUUGGGAGCUGAAUAAUGCGUCGCCAUUCAAAUUCCUUUAUGAUGAUGAUGAUGCCCUGCAGCCGGCAUAUUUCGUCGAUGGGUUGACGGAUGGGAUUACCGAAAGGAUCACCUCGAUGCUGGCACAGUCGUCCGUCGACGGGUCUGCAGCAGCACCGGGGGGUGGGACGAAGAGGAGGAGCACGAUCUCCAGUACGAGCUGCAGUUCUGUUCCUGGCUUGGUUCUCAACCUCAAAGAAGCUCUCCUCACUGUGCUUCCCUGGGCGCCAUGGGAUCCCUUCUAG